Molecule: messenger RNA, 8515 nt
Organism: Epinephelus moara (kelp grouper)
Lineage: Eukaryota; Metazoa; Chordata; Actinopteri; Perciformes; Serranidae
Gene: sptbn2
Product: spectrin beta chain, non-erythrocytic 1
Exons: 40
Coding region: 497-7678 (2393 amino acids)
Biological process (GO): actin cytoskeleton organization
Cellular component (GO): cell junction; spectrin; cell projection
Molecular function (GO): phospholipid binding; actin filament binding; structural constituent of cytoskeleton
Source: RefSeq, a predicted model, not a curated record
UCUUCUCCCUGUUGAACGGGAGUAACGUUACAGGCAGCGGGAGUGAGUGAGGUACGGACGGCCCUUCGGAUGCUCGGCCGCGGGGGGAAGAAGAAGAAGCAGCAGCUGCGGAUAUCCGUCUCAUACCUGCCUCAAAACGGGCUCUUCUCGUCGCCUAUUUUUUUUGUCUUCUUCUUCCCCCGCUGACCGGUUUUGUGUGAAAGCGAGAUAAAACAGCCUGGUUUGGUUUCGUAACGCGCUGCACCGGUUAGCAGCGCGGAGGAAAAAGAUCUUUUCCGAGGAUGCGGAUUUAACGGAAAGACGUUAUCGGUGUUACCUGGGAUUCUUGACCGUUAAAAUUUGAAUUAGCUUCGUCGCACGCGUCGGUAGCGGAGGAAGAUAUUUUUCAUGUCUGGUGAAAUAUCGCACAUAGUGACGCGGUAGUUAAAAUAUCGACAGCCUCUGUAACAGAAGACAAAAUAAGGGGUUGAAUGUGUUUUCCUCCAGCCCGGACACCAUGAGCACCAUCUCGCCGACGGACUUUGACAGCUUGGAGAUCCAGCAGCAGUAUAAUGACAUCAACAAUCGCUGGGACCUGGCGGCAGAGACUGACUGGGAUAACGAGAACAGUUCAGCACGCCUCUUCGAACGCUCACGCAUCAAGGCUCUCGCAGAUCCAGAAGAAAAGGCCAUGGAGUAUGACCGCAGGGACAGAGAGCCCUGCUUGUCCCCCGCAGCAUUUGUUAAUCAGGUGCAAUACUCUAACAUCCUGGAAGGAAGGUUUAAACAGCUGCAAGAUGAGCGUGAAGCAGUACAGAAGAAGACCUUCACCAAAUGGGUAAACUCUCACUUAGGCCGAGUGACCUGUCGCAUUGGUGACUUGUACACCGACCUGCGCGAUGGCCGCAUGCUCAUCCGCCUUCUGGAAGUGCUCUCAGGAGAACAGCUGCCAAAGCCCACCAAGGGCCGCAUGCGUAUCCACUGCCUGGAGAAUGUUGAUAAAGCCCUGCAGUUCCUUAAGGAGCAAAAAGUCCAUCUAGAAAACAUGGGCUCACAUGACAUUGUGGAUGGGAAUCACCGUCUCACCUUGGGUCUCAUUUGGACCAUCAUCCUUCGCUUCCAGAUCCAGGACAUCAGUGUGGAGACGGAGGACAACAAGGAGAAAAAAUCAGCUAAAGAUGCUCUGCUGCUUUGGUGCCAAAUGAAAACUGCUGGAUACCCCAAUGUCAACAUCCACAACUUCACCACCAGCUGGAGAGAUGGUCUGGCGUUCAAUGCCAUCGUACACAAACACAGACCUGAUGUGAUUGACUUUGACAACCUGAAGAGGUCCAAUGCUCACUACAAUCUCCAGAAUGCUUUCAAUGUGGCUGAGAAGGAACUGGGGCUUACCAAGCUGCUGGACCCAGAAGAUGUUAAUGUUGAUCAACCUGAUGAAAAGUCCAUCAUCACCUAUGUGGCGACCUACUACCAUUACUUCUCCAAGAUGAAGGCUCUGGCAGUGGAGGGCAAACGAAUUGGCAAGGUACUGGACUAUGCUAUUGAGGCCGACCAGCUGAUUGAGAAGUAUGAGACCCUUGCCUCAGAGCUGCUGCAGUGGAUUGAGCAGACCAUAGGGACGCUCAAUGAUCGGCAGCUAGCUAACUCACUGAGUGCCGUACAGAAUCAGCUCCAGGCUUUUAACUCCUACCGCACUGUGGAGAAACCCCCCAAGUUUACAGAGAAAGGAAAUUUGGAGGUUCUCCUCUUUACGAUUCAGAGCAAGAUGAGAGCAAACAAUCAGAAAGUCUACAUGCCAAGAGAGGGCAAACUCAUCUCUGACAUCAAUAAGGCAUGGGAGCGACUGGAAAAGGCAGAGCACGAGCGAGAGCUGGCACUAAGAAACGAGUUGAUUCGCCAGGAGAAGCUGGAGAUGCUUGCUGCCCGUUUUGACCGCAAAGCAGCUAUGCGGGAGACUUGGCUGAGUGAGAACCAGAGGCUGGUGUCUCAGGACAACUUUGGAACCGACUUGGGAGCAGUGGAAGCUGCAACCCGCAAACAUGAAGCAAUUGAGACAGACAUUGGGGCUUACUGGGAGCGUGUGGCUGCUGUGGAGGCUGUUGCCAAAGAGCUGGAGGCAGAGUCGUACCAUGACGUGCGACGUAUACUUGCACGAAGGGAUAAUGUGCUUCGACUCUGGGAAUACCUGAAAGAGCUUCUAGCUGCACGCAGGGAGCGGCUGAAUGCCCAUCGUGACCUGCAGAGGCUGUUUGAGGAGAUGCGCUACAUCAUGGACUGGAUGGCAGACAUGAAGGGUCGUCUACAGUCUCCUGACAGUGGCAAACAUUUGCAUGACGUGUUGGACCUACUGCAGAAACACACUCUGGUAGAGGCUGACAUUUCAGCUCAGGCAGAGAGGAUCAAGGCAGUGCAGGGAGCUGCACAGCGCUUCACCUCCUAUGAACAGGCCUACAAACCGUGUGAGCCGGGACUAGUUAGUGAGAAAGUUGACCUGCUGGGUCAGGCCUAUGAGGAGCUUGGUCAGCUUGCUGGGAAACGCAGAGUACGCCUCGAGGACUCGCGUCGCCUGUGGCAGUUUCUAUGGGAUCUGGGAGAGGAAGCAGCCUGGAUCAGAGAGCAGGAGCAGAUCCUUGCCAGUGGAGACUGUGGUCGUGACCUCACUUCUGCCCUUCACCUGCUCAGCAAACAUGAGGCCUUCAGGGAUGAGAUGGCAGCCCGUUACGGCCCCCUGAGUAAUAGCAUCGCUGCCGGAGAAGCUUUGGUUCAGGAGGGACACUUUGGAGCCCCAGAGGUCACAGAGAGGAUUCAAGACAUCCGUGCACAGUGGGCACAUCUGGAGGAGACAACUAAGCUCAGAGAGCAGAGCCUUAAAGAAGCAGUGGCCCUGCACCAGUUUCAAACAGAUGCCAAUGACAUGGAGGCAUGGAUCAUGGAGACACUUAGACAGGUGUCCAGUACAGAGGUGGGCCAUGACGAGUUCUCCACCCAAACUCUCGCUCGCAAACAGAGGGAGAUAGAUGAGGAGAUCCAGAGUCACCGCCCCGGCAUCGACUCCCUGCAUGAGCAGGUCCAAGCACUGCCAGAGGCCUAUGUACAUUUCCCUCAGGUGGAUGGCCGCCUACCUGCUAUUGAGCAGCGCUAUGAAGAACUGGAGUCUCUGUCAGUGGCUCGGCGCCAGGCUCUGGAAGGGGCCCUGGCCCUCUACCGCAUGUUCAGUGAAGCUGGUGCCUGCCAGCUCUGGGUGGAGGAGAAGGAGCAGUGGUUAGAUAGCAUGGAGAUCCCAACCAAACUGGAGGACUUAGAGGUGGUGCAGCAGAGAUUUGAGACGCUGGAACCUGAGAUGAACAACCUAGGCACUCGUGUCAAUGAUGUGAACCAGGUGGCCGAGCAGCUGCUGAGCUCCGACAACUGUAACAAAGACCAGAUCCACCAGACACGAGACCAACUACACAACAGAUGGAAGGAGUUUGAACAAAUGGCUGGCCAAAAGAAACAAGCCCUGGAGUCGGCCCUCAACAUCCAGAACUACCACUUGGAGUGUAAUGAGAUCCAAACUUGGAUGAAGGAAAAGACCAAAGUGAUUGAAUCCACCCAGAGCCUGGGCAAUGACCUGGCUGGUGUGAUGGCACUGCAACGCAAACUCACUGGCAUGGAGAGGGACCUGGAGGCCAUUGAGGGUAAACUGGAUGAUUUGAGAAAUGAGGCUAAAAAGCUGGCCAUGGAACAUCCCGAUCAGGCUGGAGAGAUUCAAGGACGCCUGGCAGAGAUUCAAGAGGUGUGGGAGGAGCUGAACGCCACCAUGAAGCGACGUGAAGAGUCAUUGGGUGAAGCCAGCAAGCUGCAGGGCUUCCUUAGGGAUCUGGAUGACUUCCAGUCGUGGCUGUCCCGCACCCAGACGGCUGUGGCCUCAGAGGACAUUCCCACCUCUCUGCCUGAGGCUGAGAGUUUGCUCGCCCAGCACGAGAACAUUAAGAAUGAGGUGGAUAACUAUAAGGAGGACUACGAGAAGAUGCGGGCGGUCGGUGAGGAGGUGACCCAAGGUCAGACGGAUGCCCAAUACAUGUUCUUGGCCCAGAGGCUCCAGGCACUGGACACUGGCUGGCAUGAGCUGCGUCGCAUGUGGGAGAACCGCCACAGUCUUCUGGCCCAAGCGUUUGACUUCCAGACUUUCUUGAGAGACGCUAAGCAGGCAGAGGCUUUCCUCAACAGCCAGGAGUAUGUGCUGUCCCACACAGAAAUGCCCACCACUCUUCAGGGAGCAGAGGAGGCCAUUAAGAAGCACGAGGAUUUCCUCACCACCACAGAGGCCAGCGAGGAGAAGAUAACUGGCGUGGUGGAGGCCGGACGGCGCCUCAUUAAUGACUGUAAUGCAAACUCGGACAAGAUCCAGGAAAAAGUUGAUUCCAUCCAGGAAAGGCAUCUCAAAAAUAAAGAGGCUGCAAACGAAUUGCUGGCAAAGCUCAAGGAUAACCGUGAACUGCAGCACUUCCUUCAAGAUGGACAGGAGCUCACGUUGUGGAUCAAUGAGAAGAUGCUGACAGCACAGGACAUGUCUUAUGAUGAGGCCAGAAAUCUUCACAGCAAGUGGCAGAAGCAUCAGGCCUUCAUGGCAGAGCUGGCCUCCAACAAAGACUGGCUCGACAAAAUUGAUAAGGAGGGUCAGGCGCUGGUGGCCGAGAAGCCGGAGCUCAAACCUGUUGUUCAGCAGACCCUGGAGGACCUUCAGCGUCAGUGGGAGGAGCUAGAGGGCACCACCCGCACCAAGGCCCAGUGCUUGUUCGACGCUAACCGGGCAGAGCUCUUUACACAGAGCUGCUCUGCUCUGGAUGUCUGGCUGAAAAACCUUGAGGGUCAGCUACAGAGCGAUGACUAUGGCAAAGAUUUGACUAGUGUCAACAUCCUGCUCAAGAAGCACCAGAUGCUGGAGCACCAGAUGGAGGUCAGAGAGAAGGAGGUGCAGUCCCUCCAGUCUCAGGCUCUGGCCCUGUCCCAAGAGGAGGCUGGACUCACCGAGGUAGAUGGUCAGCAAAGGCGUGUCACUGAUAACUUCUCCAACCUUCAGGAUCCUCUCCAACUAAGGAGACAGCGACUACUCGCCUCCAAAGAAGCACAUCAAUUCAACAGAGACCUGGAGGAUGAAAUCCUAUGGGUAAAAGAGAGGAUGCCUCUGGCGUCUUCCACAGACCAUGGAAAAGACCUGCCCACUGUACAGCUGCUGAGCAAGAAGAACCAGACAUUGCAGAAGGAGAUUCAGGGCCACCAGCCUCGCAUCGAUGACAUCCUCAGACGAGGCAAGACUCAGAGCCAGUUAGAUGGUGAUAGGCAGUCUGUCCUGGAGGAGCGCCUCGUUGAGCUGGAGGACCUCUGGGGCCAGCUGAUAGCCGAGACAGACAAGCGCCAUGCCCGUCUAAUGGAAGCCAAUCGCGCCCAGCAGUUUUAUGCUGAUGGAGCAGAGGCCGAGGCCUGGAUGGGAGAACAAGAGCUACAUAUGAUGUCAGAGGAAAAAGCCAAGGAUGAGCAAAGCGCACUAGUAAUGGUCAAGAAGCACCAGACCCUCGAACAGGCGCUUGAAGACUACGCCCAAACCAUUCACCAACUAGCCAACAGCAGCCGCCUCAUGGUCACCAGUGAACAUCCAGAGAGCGAGAGAAUCACCUUAAGGCAAGCCCAAGUCGACAAACUGUAUGCAGGGUUGAAAGACCUCGCUGAGGAGCGUCGUGGGCGGCUUCAGGAGAGACUGCGGCUGACCCAGCUGAAGCGGGAGGUGGAUGACCUGGAACAGUGGAUUGCUGAGAGGGAGGUGGUUGCUGGCUCCCAUGAACUAGGACAGGACUAUGAACAUGUCACAAUGCUGAGGGACAAGUUCCGGGAGUUUGCUCGUGACACCAGCACCAUCGGCCAAGAGCGUGUGGAUGGUGUAAAUGGGCUGGCAGAUGACCUGAUUGAGUCGGGUCAUCCCGAGAACGCCAGUGUGGCUGAGUGGAAGGAUGGGUUAAACGAGGCUUGGGCUGAUCUGCUGGAGCUGAUCGACACACGCACACAGAUGUUGGCAGCCUCCUAUGAGUUGCACCGCUUCCAUCAGGAUGCCAUGGAGGUGCUUGGGCGUGUUAAGGAGAAGAGGGAGGGCCUGCCCUCUGACCUUGGCCGUGAUUUGAACACUGUUCAACAUCUACACAGACAGCACAACACUUUCGAAAAUGACAUCCAGGCCCUCAGUGGACAGGUGAACCAGGUGCAAGAUGAUGCAGCACGGCUGCAGAAGGCUUAUGCUGGGGAGAAAGCUGAUGACAUUCACAGGAGCGAACACGCUGUGACUUCUGCCUGGGAAGGCCUGCUUGAGGCUGGUCAGGCCCGCAGGCUCCUCCUGCUGGACACUGUGGAGAAAUUCCGCUUCUUCAACAUGGUGCGAGACCUCAUGCUCUGGAUGGACGGUGUCAACCUGCAGAUAGAUGCACAUGACAGCCCCAGGGAUGUGUCCUCUGCAGGACUGGUCAUUGCCAAUCAUCAGGACAUCAAGUCAGAGAUCGAGACAAGAGCAGACAGCUUUACUGCCUGUAUUGAGAUGGGAAAUACUCUCAUCAACAAUAAUCACUAUGCAGCCGAUGAGAUCCGGGAGAAACUGGCUCAACUGCAGGAAAAGAGAGACAAGAUCAACAAAAAGUGGCAAGACAAGAUGGACCAUUUACAAAUUGUGCUGGAGGUGCUGCAGUUUGGACGCGAUGCCUAUGUGGCAGAGUCUUGGUUGGCAGGGCAGGAACCUUUGGUGCGAGCAGCCGAUCUGGGCUCAAAUGUGGAUGAGGUAGAGAGCCUAAUUAAGCGCCACGAGGCCUUUGAGAAGCUUGCUGCAGCCUGGGAAGACCGCUUUUCGCUGCUAGAGAAACUCACUACACUUGAGGAGCAGGAGAUCCAGAGGAGGCGAGAGGAAGAGGAGAGAGCGCGGCGACCCCCGACACCGCCCCCAGUAGAAGUGGCACCAUCUGAGACAGAAAGUCAAGCACAUGAUUCUGCAGCCAGAACCAGUCUGGACCAGACCACACUCAAUCAGUCGGUGUCAGUGAAUGGAGUUCACAGCGACAAUGACACAUCUCAGGGCUCAGAGUCUGAGUCGGUGAAUGGACCAGGAAGGGACAGUGGGCUGGCAUCGUCUCGCCUCGAGCCUUCUGCCACGUUACCGAGCAGGGGUGGAGCAGAGUCCGAGCCAGAUACCAUGGAGGGGAUGCUCUGUCGAAAACAGGAGAUGGAGUCCCACAGCAAAAAGGCAGCUACCAGAUCCUGGCAGAACGUGUACUGUGUCCUAAGAAAAGGAAGUCUCGGUUUCUAUAAGGACGGCAAGAGCGCUAGCAACGGCAUUCCAUACCACGGAGAGGUACCCAUAAGCCUCGGGGAGGCUGUGUGCGAGGUGGCUCACGACUAUAAGAAGAGGAAAUUUGUAUUCAAGCUCAGGCUAGGAGAUGGAAAAGAGUAUCUAUUCCAAGCAAAGGAUGAGGCGGAGAUGAGCUCCUGGAUCCGUUCCAUCCACAACUCCAUUCCAGCAGGAUCAGGAGACUCGCCAGUAGGUCCGCGGGCCCUCAGCCGCGCCAUGACGAUGCCUCCCAUCUCCCCCAGCUCAGGUGAAGCCGGAGGCGUUACCAUGCGCAACAAGGAAGGGAAAGAGAAGGAUCGUGAGAAGAGGUUCAGCUUCUUUGGCAAGAAAAAAUAGAACUCUCGUUUAAAUCGAUGGAAACUACAUUUGUCAAAAUUUCAACAGACUGAAGCAGGCAGAAAGCAAAGUACAAACCGGUCACACAAACACACUGCUCUCAGUGCAGGCCCCAAGGAAUUUGUCGACGGCUACUGUACGUGGCUUACAGAGAACUUUGUUUCUUUUCUUUCUCUCUGAUUCUCUCCCUCGCCAGUUUUAUCUGUCAUUUUCUUUUACGUUCACUCAAUUCAUAAUUCACAUUCAGCUGCACCCAACAAUGAAAGCCCUCAUCCAAUUUCAGCCGACCAGCUGAGCUUAUUAGUCUGAGUCAGUAACAGGUGUGGUUGGCAUUAGCAAGGAUUCAGGCCCAGUUCAGUUCCAACCCACCAACACGGCUCUCGCUCAACGUGAAUUCUUCCUCUUCCCUGAGUCUCGACUAGCUGAGCUGCUUUGAUGCCGUGUCGCUAGUUAAACAAUGGAUGGAGGCUUUCCACUGUGGUGCACCCCUUAUUUUAUUUCUCCACUUUAAAGCGCUCUCUCUUUGGGAAGGACCACAUCAGUCUCUUUUUCUGUUCUUGGUAUUGAUGUUAUUAACCUGACCGAUAUUAUUGCUAUUAUUAUUAUUAUUAUUAUUAUUAUUUAUCUUUUGCUAUUGCUGGUUUGAGAAAACAAACUAAUUAAUUUGCCAGUAGAUAAUCUUGAUUCAUGUUGUGGAGAGAAACAAAUUUGGUUCUAGUGGAGAAUGUUGGGCUUGCCCUUUGUAUGUAUUAUUUUGUUUAUUUUAGGAAUGACAGUUGAUGAGGUGUUUUUGAGAAAAAAAAAUAAAGCUCAUUAAAUUUUAGCAGUGUGCAGUAA